AUGAGAGAAGAAUUAACACUUCUGGAUCUUAAACGAAAUAUUUUCUGGGCAGAUUAUUAUUCUGAAAAACAUCGAUUCAAAAAUUUUAAUCGAAGAAAACAUGGUGUUACCAUUAAUGAUGAUUUUUUAAGUAUUCUAGCAAAUAAUCAAUUUUUGACUGCUUAACAUUUUGUUUUUUUCUAGUCACUGUUUACAUAUUAUUAUGGAGAACAUCUAGUAUAUUUUAAUCAUUAUCUAAUUAGGUACUAUCAUUAGACUGUCAUCUUUUUCCAGAGUUCAUUCCAGAUAUUACAAAUUCUAUUCUUCCAAAUAUGAUGGUUACUUAAUUUAGACAAGAUUCAACUCAGAAUUCAUAAAAUUCUUUUACAAACUUUGAAUUAUUUUAGGAAUAAGAAUAAAAGUAAAUUGAACAUGAUUAAAGUGAAAAUUUAUCAAUUUUCUCUAAAACUUUAAAUUUCAUAAAAACUCUUAACCCAUUAAGAUUUUUCUGGAAAAAUAAACCGAAAUAAGAAGAUGAUUUUAAAGAGAAUUAUUUUAAUUAGUAUAAAACUAAUAGUUAAGAAAAUGUAGUUAAUUAAUAAAAUUAAGAAUUAUUGUAAAAGUUCAAUUUCUAAGUGAAAAACAUUACAUAUAUAAAAAAAGAUCCAUUAGAACCUACAUAAGUAAUUUCAAAAAGCGAAAUGAAAAUAAGCAAUGUCAUUUUUCUUGAAAAUGAGAAAGGAAGAUAUCAAUUUAAUAAAUUAAAUAUCUAAAUAAACAACUUAAAGAAUAGAUACAAAUUUUCUUAAAAUCUUUAAAAUAAUUUUUUUAGCCUUUUCAAAUAUACAUACAUUCCAAUUAAUUUAUAAAAUAAUCAUUGGCUUUGUGCUAUUAUUUAGUUUUAAGAAAAUAAAAUAUAAUAUUUAGAUUCUAAUUAUUCAAAAUAAGAUAAUGUUGUUGAAGGCUUGGAAAAAAUGCUAAACUACAAAAAUGAAAAUACUAAAUGGUAAAUCACAUGUGAUAGUCCUAAGCAAGAAAAUAGGUAUAAUACUUGUUUAUAUAAAAAGUUUUGAUUGUGGAAUAUUCUGUUUGAUGGCCUUAUAUUAACUUUAUAAAACAAGUAAUUUAAUUUAAUAUAACCAAUAUAAUUAAUAAGAUAUCAAUAGUUUUAGAAAAUAAUUGCUUUACUUAGCGAUUAUUGAGAGUCAAAUUGAUAUCAAUUAAAAAUUACUAAAUAUUAUUUUAGAUUUUAAACAUAAGAAUUGA
This is a messenger RNA of Paramecium sonneborni, 1245 nucleotides long. Lineage: Eukaryota; Ciliophora; Oligohymenophorea; Peniculida; Parameciidae. The record is from the annotation of a GenBank genome assembly.